Colossoma macropomum (tambaqui) is the source of this 2333-nucleotide messenger RNA. RefSeq lists its product as uncharacterized. The coding region runs from base 43 to 1839 and encodes 598 amino acids. The transcript has 18 exons. The record is from RefSeq and is a predicted model, not a curated record. Lineage: Eukaryota; Metazoa; Chordata; Actinopteri; Characiformes; Serrasalmidae.
CCAAUAAACCCCAGCAGCAGAGGAGCACACUUCCGACCGACCAUGGAGCUCUACAGCCUAAGACGUAUUUUCUGGUUUCUUAUUCUCACAACAGGACAGUGUGCAACAGCCUCGGAUUCAGAAGUCAUGCUAAAAAUGGAUGAAGCAUUAUUAACAGUCCAAAAUCAGAUGUCCUAUGGCUUGCAUGUUCUCUACACUUCAGAUUACUGUUACAAGUGUCUGUAUCAGCCUUUGGCCAGCAUGGAGGCUGGACCAGGAAAUGUGUCUGUAGUGGUGAGCACUCCUUUCACUCUGACUCUGAAAGUCACUUCUGUGAAUGGCAGUAGCACUUUGUGCAGUUUAAGCUACUCCUUUGAAGAGGCAGGGCAUUAUUCUCUUUGGGUGAGGCCUGGAGAUACAAACCUGGAAUUUAAUGUGACCUGCUUUGUCUCAGUGGACAAGUCUCCAAAUGAUACCUAUCUACCGCUGCUGGUGGCUGCCCUGGUUUUAGCCCUGUUGGCUUUUCUCUGGGUCUGUGUGCCUCUUCUCCUCAGAUGUAGCUGCAUGUCCAAACUCAGGAAUUAUAUGUGCUGCAAUAGAUCUCAAUACUCCAUGGAAAGGGAGGAGGCAAUUACUGAGGCCUGCGUGGACCAAAACCGGCCAAAAUCAUCUCGUCUUAAAUCAUUAGACACGUUCCGAGGUUUCUCCUUAACAAUCAUGGUAUUUGUGAACUAUGGAGGUGGAGGAUACUGGUUCCUUCAACAUGCACCAUGGAAUGGCCUUACUGUAGCUGAUCUUGUGAUGCCUUGGUUUGUGUUCAUCAUUGGAACGUCUGUAACGCUAGCAUUCAGCUCAAUGCGAAGGAAAGGUGUGACAAGACUUCAACUCUUGCGCAAGCUGACCUGGAGAACGGUGGUGCUGUUGCUCAUCGGCUUCUGUUUCAUCAACUACAGCCCCAGAGAUGGGUUAUUAUCCUUAUCCUGGCUGCGGAUACCUGGAGUGCUUCAGCGUCUGGCGUUCACAUACUUUGUCCUGUCACUGAUGCAGACGUUUUCGCCCUACCGAGAGAUCCCACCAAAGGAGAUCCGCUGGUGGAGCCCUGUUCAGGACGUGGUGCUCUACUGGCCAGAGUGGAUCUUCAUUCUGCUGCUGGAGGCAAUGUGGCUGUGCGUCACCUUCCUGCUGCCUGUGCCCAACUGCCCCACUGGGUAUUUGGGCGCUGGAGGAAUAGGCGAUAACGGUCUGUACCCUAACUGCACAGGAGGAGCAGCUGCAUAUAUAGACAGAUGGUUAUUAGGAGACAACAUCUACUGGUACCCAACAUGCAAGGCCAUGUAUCAUACAACUCAGCCCUUUGACCCAGAAGGUGUUCUUGGUACCAUCAAUUCAAUUGUACUGGGAUUCAUUGGGAUGCAAGCAGGGAAGAUUUUCCUCUUCUUCCGCAAAAUGAACUGGAACAUCAUGAUACGUUUCACAAUCUGGACCAUCACACUGGGAAUCUUGGCGGCCAUCCUUUCUAAGUGCACACGAGACGAAGGAUUUAUACCUGUCAAUAAAAACCUUUGGUCUCUGUCCUAUGUAGCCUGCAUGGGCUGCAUGUCCUUUGCAUUGCUUGGUGUUAUAUACUUUGUCGUGGACGUCAAGGGAUGGUGGGGUGGCCAACCUUUCAUUUAUCCAGGAAUGAACUCCAUCUUUGUCUAUGUGGGCCAUUCUCUGUUGGGCUUCUACUUUCCCUUCAGCUGGGAGAUGCGUUUCCAGGACAGUCACUGGGAGAAGCUCUUCCAGAACCUUUGGGGCACUGCACUCUGGAUCUUCAUCGCUUAUCUGCUCUACCGCAAACAUUUCUUCCUCAAAAUCUGAUUUAAAAAUAUGUUUGACUGUACAUCACAGAACAAAACACAGCCCUUCUGUACAUUCUUACACUGUCUUCAGGAUAUUUGCUUACUUUUUACUUGAUUGUUUCUAUGUAGAUUGGAUGCUUAGGUAGACAGAUGGUUAGAUGACCCGACUUCUGCCUUUUUUUUCCUUUUUCACUCAAAUUAGUGCAUCUACAUUAGCCUAGAUGUGUUAGUUUGGUCCAUAAAACUGAAUGUAGAGUAUUCCGUCACUCAAUUAGUAAAUAGGUGUCUGUGGUGAAAGCAGAGUAUCUGAUUUACUGUCUCCUGAAGACACCUGGGAUGUUUUAUUUGAUGUCAGCUGUGUAAGGCCCUGAAUGUACUGAUUAAAUCAAACAGACUGAAGUGGUACUUAACAAAUUAGAAUGAGUGAUUCCACCACUUCAGGGGUGGCCAUUAUGAAUCGGUUGCCAUAGCCACCCCCCCCAACCAAGUGCCGUGAGACAGAGAGUGGGUACC